Molecule: messenger RNA, 1385 nt
Organism: Chrysemys picta bellii (western painted turtle)
Lineage: Eukaryota; Metazoa; Chordata; Testudines; Emydidae
Product: histone H3
Cellular component (GO): nucleosome
Molecular function (GO): protein heterodimerization activity; DNA binding; structural constituent of chromatin
Source: RefSeq, a predicted model, not a curated record
CGUUGUGGUUCAACGUCUUUUACACAGGGACUAAGUGUGUUAACAUGGCCAGGACCAAGCAGACUGCUCGUAAGUCUACUGGUGGCAAAGCCCCCCGUAAGCAGCUGGCUACCAAAGCUGCUCGGAAGAGCGCGCCUGCCACUGGGGGAGUGAAGAAACCUCAUCGUUACCGACCCGGCACUGUUGCCUUGCGAGAGAUCCGCCGCUACCAGAAAUCCACUGAGCUGCUCAUCCGCAAAUUGCCCUUCCAGCGCCUGGUCCGUGAAAUCGCCCAGGAUUUCAAGACCGACUUACGCUUCCAGAGCUCGGCCGUUAUGGCCCUGCAGGAGGCCAGCGAAGCCUACUUGGUGGGGCUCUUUGAAGAUACUAACCUGUGUGCUAUUCACGCCAAGAGAGUCACCAUCAUGCCCAAGGACAUCCAGUUAGCCCGGCGUAUCCGUGGUGAGAGGGCUUAAAGGCUGCAGCUUCUAGUAACAAAAACUACUCCAAAUGACCCAAAGGCUCUUUUAAGAGCCACUACACGCACACUGAAAGGAGCUGUAACCUGUUCCUAGCGUCCCUUUUUCUAAGUACGAAACUUGUUUUAGAGCUUUAUUUCAAGUGAAAAUUGCGGAUACAUAUACAGAUUAUAUUAAAAGCAGGAGGUAGUUUACUAAUCCUGUAACGUUCCAUUCUCCAGCUAUCUCCACCUUUUGUGAUUUAAUGUUAAAUUUAAAUUCAUUACCAUAACGCGCCUAAACAAAAGAAAUUUGCUAUUUAAGAUAGCGCCUUCUACUUAUUGUUUUGUUCAUUUAAAAAUAUUGCAUAAUCCCAUUCUAAUGUAAAUUUACAAGUCUCUAGAUAAAAAUUAACAAGGUUAAGUGAAUGCCCCAAAGCAGUGCUUAUUAUAAACUGAAGAUGAUCAGCACUGCUUCGUGCUGCUAAGUGCCCCUGAUAAAACAUCAUGUUUAUUGUAUUUUUUUUAAGGAAAUAAUGCAUUGCUCCAAAUGGGCACAUUUGUGGAAGUUCAAAAUGAAGUUAAGUUUAAAGCUUUAUAAGAAAUAUUUCACAGCAAGUAAGUUCGCAUCCUGCAAAAAGUCUUGUGUUCAAGCUAUAAAAGCAUAAAAGCUCCUCUUGGUGGAAGUGUAGCAGCUUUUGGAAGAGCCUUGGGGUAGUUUUAUAGAGUUUCUUUGUUUUUCAAAUUGCCCAGAAGACGGUUGGAAUGUUCUCAGCCCUCUCACCUCGGAUACGCCGGUUACACGGAAGGAAGCAAAUGUCAUUGGACAACUUGAAAAAUUGAAAAGCCCGCUCUGUGCUUAGAGAAAUACAUCCCUCCCUCAUUGAUUCCUCACAGUAACCUCAUGGGCCUAAUACAUGAAUCUUGCGCUUCCCUGAGUGGCCCCAUU